AUGAAUACAUUCUUAGAUAUUGUUAAAAAAUGUGAUAAUUUUCCCUAUCCAGAUGAAAAAGAUGAAAAAAAUUUAAUACACGACGUAGUGCCACUGCUAUUAAAUAAUGUUAAAAUAGGACUUAUAUACAAGACAACAAUUCCAGCGUUAAAAAAAUACAAUGAACAACAUCAAAAGCCUUGUCCAUUCAUCAUUGAAGAGACGUUUGUUACAUUUGCAUCGCACUUGAAUACAUUUGAGAAACUAACACAAGAAAUAAAAAAACUUUUGGAAGUAUGGAGAGAGGAAAAAGCCUUUCCAGCAUUAGAAGUUUAUGGACCAUCUAAUUUAGCAUUUGUUAUAGAAAGAUCAGGGACACAAUUAUUUGGAUUAUUAACAUUUGGAGUACAUUUGAGUGCAUAUGUUAAAACAACAGAGGGAAAGCUUAAAAUGUGGAUUGCCAAACGCUCAAUAACAAAAUCUAAAUGGCCAGGUCGAUUAGAUAAUACAGUAGCAGGUGGAAUAUCAUAUAAUUUAACAGUCAAAGAAACGUUAGUUAAAGAGGCGAUGGAAGAAGCUAAUUUGUCAGAAGAAAUUGCAGAAAAGGCAGUACCA
This is a messenger RNA of Racocetra fulgida, 594 nucleotides long. NCBI's taxonomy places the organism in Eukaryota, Fungi, Glomeromycota, Glomeromycetes, Diversisporales, Gigasporaceae. The record is from the annotation of a GenBank genome assembly.